Messenger RNA from Austrofundulus limnaeus, 1750 nucleotides. RefSeq names its product ring finger protein 123 (gene rnf123). Gene Ontology annotation, molecular function: ubiquitin-protein transferase activity; protein binding. NCBI's taxonomy places the organism in Eukaryota, Metazoa, Chordata, Actinopteri, Cyprinodontiformes, Rivulidae. The record is from RefSeq and is a predicted model, not a curated record. Gene Ontology annotation, cellular component: cytoplasm.
GAAGUCUUUGGGUUUCCAGGAUCUCAGCUCUCAUCUGGAGAACCUUCUGUCUGAAGGAGAAUCACCUGAGGACAGCACAGGAGGGAGUGGGAGACACUCCGGACUCGUAUGCUUACGAUGGGAACCGAGUCAGGAAGUGGAACGUAACCACCACCAACUACGGAAAGUCUUGGGCAGCUGGAGACGUGGUCAGCUGUCUGCUCGAUCUGGAUGAGGGAACCAUCACGUUCUGUCUGAACGGUCAGUCUCUCGGUACGGCCUUCACCAACAUAAAGACAGGUCCUGGCGUGGCCUAUUUUCCUGCCAUCAGCCUGUCCUUCAAAGAGUCGGUGGCCUUUAACUUCGGCAGCAGGCCGCUCAGGUACCCUGUGGAGGGUUACCUGCCCCUCCAGGACCCCCCCACCACAGACCUGAUCAAGGCCCACAAACUGCUGGGAUACAUCAAGAACGUCCUGUCCACCUCUAUGGACAUCCAGGAGGACAAGCUGCUGGACAGGGACUGUGCAGUUUGGAGGCUUCAUGGAGAUCCAACGGUCCUCAUCACUCUCGCUCACAUCUUCAACCACUUUGCUCCUCUGAUGUGUAAGGUUUACCUGGUGGAGGACGUCCUGAUGAACUUCCUGUUGGGGAUCCUGGAGGGAGGAGGUUCUGUGGAUGAGCACCCCCUCAUCCAGCAGCUGUUGGACCUGUUCUGGCUGCUGAUGGAGGAGCACGAGGUGAACGAGUGUCUGAAGCAGCUGAUGAUGUCCCUGCUGAGGGCGUACCGCUUCUCCCCCAUCAUCCCAGACCUGGGCUUUCAGAUUCACUACCUGAGACUGACCACAGCCAUCCUACGUCAUGAGAAAUCCAGGAAGUACCUGCUCAAUAAUGUCUUGUUUGAUGUUCUGCGCUCAGUUGUGUUUUUCUACAUUAAGACCCCUCUAAGGGUGAAGGAGGCGGGGCUAGAGGAGCUCAUCCCCACCACCUGGUGGCCCACACAUUUCGACAAGGAGGGUAAAGAUGAGCGCGAACCCAAAGAUGAAAGUUCUGACGAGCGUCUGAGGCGUCGAGCUUACGAGAGAGGCUGCCAGAGACUGAAGAAGAGAAUUGAAGUGGUAGAGGAGCUGCAGGUUCAAAUCUUGAGGCUUCUGCUCAACAACAAGGACAAAACUACGGGAGAACCGUCACGCUACAUUUUCCUCAACAAGUUCAGGAAGUUCCUGCAGGAGAACGCCAGCAACCGAGGGAUGACCUGGCCGGUAAAGCCAACAUCAUCAUUGACCCGGCAGAGAUCCACAGCACCUCCAUGGACGAUCUGGACGAGGAUGAGGAGAGUGGAGCAGCACAGAGACCGUUUGGAGCUGCAGCCAUGGGAGCGGCUCUGGCUCGUCCCACCUGGUUAAGUUCUCCUACUUUGGGCCGGGCCAACCGGUUCCUGAGCACGGCCGCCGUCAGCCUGAUGACCCCGAGACGACCUCUGUCCCAGCCCGAGAAGGUGAAGGUCCGAACCCUGGCUGUGGAGCAGCGUACCGAGGAGGACAUCGAAGGAAGCCUGGGUUCAGACGGGCUGCUGCUGGGCCGGCCUCAGGAGGAACCGGACCAGCCCAUCAUCGACAAGUCUCUGCUGGAGAUCUUGGACGGGAUCGUGAUGAUGUACAACCUGAGUGUGCAUCAGCAGCUGGGGAAGAUGGUGGGAGUGGCUGAUGAGGUCCAUGAGUACGCUGUGGCUCUGAAGGACACGGAGGAGAAGAUCGCUCGUUGUCCUUCCAGG